Messenger RNA from Neogale vison (American mink), 1588 nucleotides. RefSeq names its product sulfotransferase 1A1. The transcript is spliced from 8 exons. Gene Ontology annotation, cellular component: cytoplasm. Gene Ontology annotation, molecular function: sulfotransferase activity. Gene Ontology annotation, biological process: sulfation. Bases 620 to 1507 code for a protein of 295 amino acids. NCBI's taxonomy places the organism in Eukaryota, Metazoa, Chordata, Mammalia, Carnivora, Mustelidae. The record is from RefSeq and is a predicted model, not a curated record.
GCCUUGUGGUCAGAGGUCAGACCAGCAGUUCUGGAAAGCCUGUGCUGCUGGGGGGUACCUGGGGGCCACUCCUAGCCUGAACCUCUGGCAUCGGCAAGACUGGCCUGGAGCCAACAGGAAGGUGAGUGGCCCUGCUCACAAGGGUGUCACCUUUCCUCUCGGGUCUGCCCCCUCUAAACUGGCUGGGGCCAUCAGGACAAGCUGUUGGUUGGCCCGCCCCACCGCGGUGGGGUACAGAGGGCAGGUCAGAGCCAAGAUUCCAGCUCCAAAACUCCCCGCAGAAUAAAAGUGAAAACUUUUUUCUAGUUUCAGUCUUCCCUUUAUUUUCUACACACUAAACCCACAUCUUGGGUUUUCAGGCCCAUUUAAGCUUGGCUCCUGCUGGGGUGCAAAGGCGGGGGCAGCCCAGGGGCCCUCCCACUCUAAGCUCCACCCGCUCCUUCCUGGAGGCUGGCUCCAGAUCCCUCCCACUUGGAAUUCAUAAACCCUUCAGCUUGGAGAACAGUUCUGCACCCACCCCACCCCACGGCACCCGGUUCGCCACAGCACAGAGUGGUCACAGGACCGACAUCCAGAGAGGUCUGGCAAGUUGGCCGCCCUCUGUCCCCGACGCUGUGGAAUGGAGCUCAUCCCAGACACCUCACGCCCGCCGCUGGCAUAUGUGAAGGGAAUCCCUCUCAUCAAGUACUUUGCAGAGGCCCUGGGCUCCCUGCAGGACUUCCAAGCCCGGCCUGACGACCUGCUUAUCAGCACCUACCCCAAAUCUGGCACCACCUGGGUGAGCGAGAUCCUCGACAUGAUCUACCAGGGCGGUGAUCUACAGAAGUGUCGCAGGGCCUCCAUCUUAAUCCGGGUACCCUUCCUUGAGUUCAAGGCUCCAGGUGUUCCCACAGGUUUGGAGGCUCUGAAGGAUACACCAGCUCCACGACUCAUUAAGACACACCUGCCCUUGGCUCUGCUCCCUCAGACCUUGCUGGAUCAGAAGGUCAAGGUGGUCUACGUGGCCCGCAACGCAAAGGAUGUGGCUGUCUCCUUUUACCACUUCUACCGCAUGGCCAAGGUGCACCCAGACCCUGGCACCUGGGACUGCUUCCUGGAGAAGUUCAUGGCUGGGGAAGUGUCCUACGGGUCCUGGUACCAGCACGUGCGGGAGUGGUGGGAGCUGAGCCACACCCACCCUGUUCUCUACCUCUUCUACGAGGACAUGAAAGAGAACCCCAAGAGGGAGAUUCAGAAGAUCCUGAAGUUCUUGGGGCGUUCCCUGCCAGAGGAGACCGUGGAUCUCAUUGUCCAACAAACGUCUUUCAAGGAGAUGAAGAAAAACUCCAUGGCUAACUACAGCACCAUACCUGCUGACAUCAUGGACCACAGCAUUUCGGCCUUCAUGAGGAAAGGCAUCACCGGGGACUGGAAGAGCACCUUCACUGUGGCCCAGAAUGAGCGCUUUGAUGCUGACUACGCCGCGAAGAUGGAGGGCUGCGGCCUCAGCUUCCGCACAGAGCUAUGAGUGCUGUCCCUGGGAGGGCGCCCAAGGCCCCGCGGCUGCGACCCGCCCCAGCCUCAAAAAUAAAAUUCCAUGUGUAUUCCA